GAGCAUGCGAAGCAAGAAAGACUUUGACCGUGGGCUUCACACUGCCCCUCGCCCCUCGACAGUGCCGUGUGUUCCAGCGGCCUGCGGCGGCGCGCGCGGGCGCGCGCGGGCGCGCGCUCUGGGCUCCGCGCGGGCGCGCGGGCGCGCACUCAAGGCAGCCAUGCCCUUGAAGCGCCACCUCGCAUUGGUGGUUGGCUCCCUCCAGGCAGCCAGCGGUGCAGGAGGAGCCGCCGUGCAGCCCUCGCUGACCUCGGGCGCCGGGGGCGACCAGGUGUACGACUGCAAGGAAGGCUACGCCAGCAGACGCACCAGCUGGAGCGAGCUCAAGAAGGCGUGGUGCUGCGAGAAGCGCGGGUGGGGAUGCGACGUCAACCUGGAGCUUCCGCAGGCGCCCUCCUGCUCGCUCCCCCCCAGCCGGCACCGGGGCAGGGGCUGGGCCGAUGGGGCUCGGGCCGCUUCAGUCAGGAAGG
This is a messenger RNA of Prorocentrum cordatum, 470 nucleotides long. The record is from the annotation of a GenBank genome assembly. Lineage: Eukaryota; Dinophyceae; Prorocentrales; Prorocentraceae.